This is a messenger RNA of Saxophila tyrrhenica, 1176 nucleotides long. Its product is annotated as GTP-binding protein gtr2. The transcript has 4 exons. Gene Ontology annotation, molecular function: GTPase activity; GTP binding. The record is from RefSeq and is a predicted model, not a curated record. Gene Ontology annotation, cellular component: fungal-type vacuole membrane; nucleus; Gtr1-Gtr2 GTPase complex. The coding region runs from base 1 to 1176 and encodes 391 amino acids. NCBI's taxonomy places the organism in Eukaryota, Fungi, Ascomycota, Dothideomycetes, Mycosphaerellales, Extremaceae. Gene Ontology annotation, biological process: cellular response to starvation; negative regulation of autophagy.
AUGCACACUCUCUUCGGCGAGAACAUACUCAGCCCACCGCCUCAAGAGGAGGAGCAAGCUUCAACCAAUCCGUUCGACCUCGCCUUCAACUCCAACCCACCAGCUACCUCAGAUGCAUCCGGUGGAAGUUCGUUGCAGCAGAACGAUUGGUUGACACAGCAUGUACAGAACUUGUCCGUAGUCGACGGAGCGACCUCAUACUCCCAUGGCGAGCAGUCAGGACCUCCACCUAGGCGAAAAGGCAAUCCCAGGUUGCUGUUCAUGGGCUUGAGAAGAUGUGGCAAGUCAUCUGUGCAGAAGGUGGUCUUCGAAAAGCUGCCACCUGCAGAAACACUAUACCUCGAGGCUACCACUAAGAUUGAGAGAGCCUCGAUGCAAUCCUUCAUGACGUUCGACAGCGCCGAACUCCCUACCUCCCUCCCCGUUCAAUCGCCGGACUACGACCACGCCUCCAUUUUCACCAACAUCGGCUCAGUGAUCUGGAUCAUCGACAGCCAAGACGAAUACCUCACCAGCAUCUCCGAACUUCUCCGCCUCGCAGUCUUCCUGGCCGAGAACUACCCACGUAUUAACCUAGAAGUCUUCAUCCACAAGACUGACGGCCUGAGCGAGGAAUACAAAUACGACACCUUCCGCGAGGUCCGCCAGCGGGUACAAGAUGAGCUGACUGACUAUGGCUACGGCGAUCGACCGGUCAGCUAUUACCAAACGAGUAUCUUCGACCACUCCAUCUUCGAGGCGAUGAGCAAGGUCAUCAUGAAACUUCUUCCAGCCCUCCCGUCCAUGGAGACUCUCCUGACUAAACUCUGCUCAACAUGCCGAAUCCAGAAGGCAUAUCUGUUCGAUACCCUCAGCAAGAUCUACAUUGCCACCGACACGAGUCCGACUUUCUUGAAGGACUACGAAGUAUGCUCGGACUACGUGGAUGUGAUCGUGGACAUCAAGCAGUUGUACGGCUGGCGAGAUGAGGGCAAGCAGGGUGAUCAGAACUCGAUUGAAGAGAGCAUGGUUUCGUUCGACAAGAGCGGGGAUACGUAUAUCUACACGAGGGAGAUCAGCAAUAAUCUCUCGCUCAUCUGUCUGAUGGGCCAGGGCAGCGGGCCCAACAUGCGACCAGUACUCGACUACAAUGUCGAGAUUCUGAACGGUGCGCUGCAAAAGGUCUUCAAGGUUUAA